UUUCUCCAUCAGCUCUUUCUUACAUCAUAUUGCAAUCUCUCACUUUAUACCAAAUUUAAAGUACGUUGAGAUAUGGCUUUAAAAACAUGGAAGCCAUUCCUAACUGUUGUUUCUCUACAAUUCGGAUAUGCCGGACUGUCGAUCAUAGCCAAAUUUGCUUUGAACCAAGGCAUGAGCCCUCACGUUCUAGCUGCUUAUCGCCAUAUCUUCGCUACAAUUUUCAUUGCUCCGUUUGCCUAUUUCUUGGAUAGAAAAAUACGGCCGAAGAUGACACUACCCAUCUUCUUCAAGAUAUUGUUGCUUGGGUUAUUGGAACCAACAAUUGAUCAGAACUUAUACUACACUGGCAUGAAGUACACUUCGGCGACUUUCACAGCUGCAAUGACCAAUGUUCUGCCUGCCUUUGCCUUUAUUAUGGCGUGGAUCUUCAGACUUGAGAAGGUUAACGUCAGGAAAAUACACAGCCAAGCCAAGAUUCUAGGGACAAUUGUGACAGUUGGUGGAGCAAUGCUUAUGACUGUUGUGAAAGGACCUUUAAUUCCUUUGCCUUGGGCUAAUCCUAACGACAUUCAUCAAGACGCAUCCAAUCCCGGAGUCAAACAAGAUCUUACUAAAGGCGCACUCCUCAUCGCUGUCGGUUGCAUCUGCUGGGCCGGUUUUAUCAAUCUCCAAGCGAUAACGCUAAAGUCGUACCCGGUAGAGCUAUCCUUGACAGCUUGCAUAUGCUUCAUGGGGUCUCUUGAAAGCACUAUAGUGGCACUUUAUAUUGAAAGGGGAAAUCCUUCUGCUUGGGCUAUCCAGUUGGAUUCCAAGUUACUAGCUGCUGUUUAUGGUGGGAUAAUAUGUUCAGGGAUUGGUUAUUACGUUCAAGGAGUAAUAAUGAAAACUCGAGGACCGGUGUUUGUGACUGCCUUCAAUCCAUUGAGCAUGGUCAUUGUUGCCAUCUUGGGGUCUAUAAUCCUUGCUGAGGUUAUGUUCCUUGGGAGGAUUCUUGGAGCAAUAGUGAUAGUUCUUGGACUCUAUUCAGUUUUGUGGGGCAAAAGCAAAGACGAACCAUCUUCACCAUUUCCCGACAUGGACAAGGAACUCCCACUUAGUACUCCUCAAAUUGUGACAUUCUCGUCGAAAGAAAAUGCAGAAAUGGACACAAAUGAUGCAAGUGUUGUUUUCACGAGGCCUAACACCAAUGAAUCAGUCUAAAAUAAUGACAGCACCACCGGCGAUUAUAAAAUUAUAAUAAGAGAAAGCAAUGAGUCCGAUUUCUAAACACAUGAUCGCUGCUUAUUGGUAGAGUGCAUGUUAUUGUAAUGCUAAUUUUGGCUUUUGUUUAAUUUUGUAUCCGGCUAUAAUAUAUGAAAUGUUUUGCACAAUUAAAAGUAUCUCUUUUCUUAAAGUCA
Camelina sativa (false flax) is the source of this 1397-nucleotide messenger RNA. RefSeq names its product WAT1-related protein At2g39510-like. Lineage: Eukaryota; Viridiplantae; Streptophyta; Magnoliopsida; Brassicales; Brassicaceae. Gene Ontology annotation, molecular function: transmembrane transporter activity. Gene Ontology annotation, cellular component: membrane. The record is from RefSeq and is a predicted model, not a curated record.